GUGACGUCACUCAGUAACACUUAGGUAGGUGUGUAUAGUGAGACGACGCAGCUCAAGAGCUGGCUGUGGAAUGGCAGCGAGUGGAGAGGGCGAGUGGGCAUCGUCUCGUGAAGAUGGAGACACUAUCAUUCUAUCAGUGGAGGGAGAGAGAGAAGCCAAACACAGACUAGUAGAGAGAACGAACAUUCUCGGAAUCGUGAAUAUAGUGGUCAAAGGGUUAAUGGAGACUUCGAUGCAGCAGGGGAAGACUCUAAACGAUGCCCACCCUCAGCUACAGCAGUGUUUGGUUGCCGUGGAGCAAGCUCUGAAACAUGGACUGAGGACCAAGAGAUCAAUGCUGGGUCAGAAGAAGUCAUUCUGGGCCGUGGUGGAGGGGUUUGAGAAGAUGUCCACUGAUUUCUCUGAGAGCAUCUCCAACGUUCGUGGUCUCCCUGGAAUCAAGACGGCAGUGGGGCGUGGCCGGGCGUGGCUGAGGUUUGGAGUGAUGCAGAAGAAGUUGGGAGACUAUUUCAGAACAAUGACAGACAACAAGACCAAACUGAGGGAGUGGUAUGAGGAGGAUUCAAUAAUGGUGAGAGAUGAAGGGCAAGUGUUGGCUGGUCUACUGAUGGGACUCAAUGCCAUCGACUACAACAUGACUCUCUCUGCAGAGGAGUUUGAUAAAUCUGUAGGACCUCUGGAUCUGUCUGGUUUCCUGAGAGACGGUAACUGUGGCAUAUCAGGAGGAUCAGCCAGCAGAGGGGCCGGAGAUGAAGAGGGAGGUGAAUCAGGACUAGCUCAGUUACUGGAUCAGAAGGCUUACCUGGAGGAACACAACAGGAAACUAGAGUUGUCUCUGGAGAAGGUGCAGACGAGGCUGAGCGUGGCGGAGUGUUCGGUGGGCCAGUUGGAGGAGAGGGUGAGGGAAGAGGAGGAGGAAGUGGGGAGACUGCGUCAGGAGAGAGAUGAUCUGAGAGAGAUGAACGAGAGAUCGUCUGCUGAACUCAGGAGAGCUCUGGAGAAUCUGCAGGACGACCAGAAGGCGGAGCUGGAGACGUACGUCCAGACUCGGGCGGGGCUCAACGACCUCUACUCGGCCACUCAGAGGAACCUGGACACUGAGAGUAGGCGGAGGUCCCAGCUGGAGCAGGAACUGGAGCUACUCAAGACAUCCCGCACCGAGAAAGAGACGGCCAUGUUGCUACUGGAGAAGAGUGUGCAUGAGAAACAGGACACAAUAGUGGGUCUCCGCAGACAGCUGGAGGAGGUGAAGACCGCCAACCUAAAGAUGACCUCGCAGCUAAAGACAACCCAGGAGACCCACCAGAGGGACUCGCUCAAGAUCAGAGGAAUUGAGAACAAGCUAUCCCAGACCACCGCCAACCUCAAGAAGGCCGACAAAGAGUUAGUUCACACCACCAUUGAAUAUGGGUGUCUGUAUAUUCAUCCAUCUCAGUGAAUUAACACAUAACACUCUCAAUGCAUACAUCUGUGUGAUGCAAGCUAGCAGGAAAAAAUAUUAGCAGAUAUACAGUUUCAGUGAAACUGGUUGUGAUUGCAUUGACAGAAUGUAAUAAAGAUUAGCUUUUCUUCGACUUUUCUCUGUCAUUUUCCCCUCGUACACUUCAAUCUUCUCCUCUCAAUUUUCUGAUUUAUCUCUCUCUCAGCCUGCAAGAGGUGAGGUCAUCUCUGAGGGAGAGUGAGAAGACGUCCUCAGAGUUGGGGCAGAAACUGCAGGAGGUCCAGCUGGCUCGCAGCUCCGCUGAACAGGAUCUGUCCAUCGAGAAGCAGUGGAGGGCCUCACUGCAGAUGGAGAUCCAGAGAGAGAAAGACAGGGUCGUGGAGCUCACCAACGAACUCAAGAAAGCCAGAGUCAUCAAGAAGGAGCACGCGGAGCUACAGGAGAAGUAUGCGUGUCUCCAGGAGACCGUGUCGGAGCAGGAGAUAGCUCUCGUUGAGAUGGGCAAACAGCUCAGCAUAGCCCAGGAGAAGCUGUCAGACAUGAGACAGGUCAGUGCAGUGAUGAAAGACAGCGUUUGGGUGGACGACAAAGACAUCGCAGAAUGCCAAUUCUGCCAGAAUGGUUUCUCUGUCGCCAGGAGAAAGCACCACUGCAGACACUGUGGAGGUGUGUUCUGUAACUCUUGUUCAGACAACAGCCUCCAGCUUGCCUCCUCCUCAAAACCUGUACGAGUGUGUGACACCUGCUACACCAUGCUUCUGGAGAGAGCCAGCUCAUGACAAACCACACCCACUCCCUGCAUCACCAUGGUGACACCACACCCACUUCCUGUAUCACCAUGAUGACUCCACACCCACUUUAUUAUGAACACCACUGGCAAGACGCAUUGCGAAACAUUUUUCUUUUUUUUCAUUGUAAUGUCUGUGAAUAAGUCAGAGUGCAGAGUUUGAAGCACUGACACAGUGCCAUGUGUAGAGACAUGGCUACCAGUAAUUUUGCUUUUCAUAAUUUUAAUCCAUGUUUCAAGUUGUGAAAGACAUUCACAAUACCCUUGUUUUGUAUGCAUAUCUACUGUAUAUUAUUAUACAUCGAUAGACACUCACAAAAUUAGCGUAUUUUGG
This is a messenger RNA of Geodia barretti, 2562 nucleotides long. The record is from the annotation of a GenBank genome assembly. Lineage: Eukaryota; Metazoa; Porifera; Demospongiae; Tetractinellida; Geodiidae.